Messenger RNA from Botrytis byssoidea, 552 nucleotides. RefSeq lists its product as uncharacterized. NCBI's taxonomy places the organism in Eukaryota, Fungi, Ascomycota, Leotiomycetes, Helotiales, Sclerotiniaceae. The transcript is spliced from 2 exons. The record is from RefSeq and is a predicted model, not a curated record. Bases 1 to 552 code for a protein of 183 amino acids.
AUGUUCAGAUAUUUUACUAUACUUCCUAUCUUCCUCGCACCACUCCUAGCCUCUUCAACUCCACUGCCUCUAAUAGAAACUACGCUCUCUACUGAUUACACAUCCCAAGGCUAUCUUAUAGCCCUCAACGCAUCCGCGCCUUAUUUUGCAGGAGCUGGUCCAGUCGCCGGUUGCAUAACCUCGGUUUUCACUUGGACACUUGAUACUACCGCGUGUGGUCUCUUUGAUGGCACUCGCACUGUAUAUAAUCAAAGUAUUGGGAUGUGGAUGUAUGCAUUUAGAAGUGAAGAGGGUCCGUGCAGUCUGUUUGAAGGUGGUCGAGUGACAUGUUCGGAAACUGGAGUUAAAAACCAGGGAAAGUGGAGUGUGCCCAACUCUACGGAAUCAGGUGUGCCGUUAUACAUGAUGGGAUGGGCAAAUUGGCCAGUUCAAAGGUGGCCGAGCAGUGGAGUAGAUGUUGAUGUUUGGAAUACUUUGGUGGAUAAUCCUGCGCCGGGAGUCCAUUUGGAUGGGUUUGCCAGAUCGUUUAGUGUCAGAUGGCAGGCUGCAUGA